Molecule: messenger RNA, 3070 nt
Organism: Galeopterus variegatus (Sunda flying lemur)
Lineage: Eukaryota; Metazoa; Chordata; Mammalia; Dermoptera; Cynocephalidae
Gene: IFRD1
Product: interferon-related developmental regulator 1
Exons: 12
Coding region: 1019-2374 (451 amino acids)
Cellular component (GO): nucleus
Source: RefSeq, a predicted model, not a curated record
UUUAUAGCUCAUGUUUGUUUUACCAGCUGUUAAGUUCUCAAAAACUCUUUUCCCAAAUUGACCUCCUAAGUGGCAGGUAAAAUUGUCAAAGGACACAUUCUUGUGUAGAAACCCAUGACACUGAAUCGCCAGCUAUUUCAUGUCUAGAAUAUGAGAUAUGCAUGAUCUACACAACUAAGUAGAUGAAAGCACACCUUUUUUAGGGGUUCGGGGGUGCAUAGCCCUGGACCACAGUUCAAUGAGAAGUAUUGAUCACUAAACUAACUCAACAACUAAAACCAUGGAAAUGUUCCCAAGGAGGGGUAUGGCUGUGCUUGGGCAGAAGCCGCAGGGAAGAGUGGAAAGGUUAACACGAGCAGCCAGAGAAACAGGAGCAAAGGCGAUUGCGUAGCUCCAAGUUGAAAGCUGACUCUCAUCAUCGGGCAUACCUACGCCAUUGCUCAUCACCCGUGACUACCUCUGUCAAUUCCAAGGCGGGGAAGGGGAGGGGUCACGAGAAGGGAAGCAAGUGGGCAGAAAAGCCGGUUGAGAGGAGCCAGGAGGCUGGGAGCCAGGAGGCCGGCGGGGACUACAUUUCCCAGAAUCCAAUGCGGCGCGAAGCCUCGUUCCCGGGGCGCGGAUAGAAGACUUGCGGCAUGGGAUUGGUAGUCAGAAGGCAUGCGCCGCCCGAAGUAGGACUCUGGUGGGGAGAUGUGCAGAGAUUGGCUAGUGAGAGUCCGAGUCCCGCCCACAUGUGGUGACGACAGGCGGCGGUCUUGCUACUUAAGGCGUCGUGGCCUCGACCGCCCCGCCUUAGCUCCCGCGCUAGAGAGAAACAUGUAUCGUUUCCGAUCACAGCUCUUCACGGGGAUUUCUGCUGCCGCCACCGCCCACUCUUACCCCCGCCGCUUCUCGCCUCUGUUGUUAGCCGAAGACUCGCCUCUCAGCCGCCCGCCGCACAGACGCACUAGUAAAAAGUGCAGCUCCAUCGGCUGAUCCUCGCUAAGCUCCGAGUUUAGGCGGCACCGGGCGUCCCACGAUGCCGAAGAAUAAGAAGCGGAACCCUCCCCACCGCGGUGGCAGUGGUGGCGGCGGCAGCUCAGGGGCAGCUGCAGCGACGGCGGCGACAGCAGGUGGCCAGCAUCGAAAUGUUCAACCUUUUAGUGAUGAGGAUGCAUCGAUUGAAACAAUGAGCCAUUGCAGUGGUUACAGCGAUCCUUCGAGUUUUACUGAAGAUGGACCAGAAAUCCUUGAUGAGGAAGGAACUCAAGAAGACUUAGAGUACAAAUUGAAGGGAUUAAUUGACUUAACCCUGGAUAAGAGUGCGAAGACAAGGCAGGCAGCUCUUGAAGGUAUUAAAAGUGCACUGGCUUCAAAAAUGCUUUAUGAAUUUAUUCUGGAAAGAAGAAUGACUUUAACUGAUAGCAUUGAGCGCUGCCUGAAAAAAGGGAAAAGUGAUGAGCAACGUGCAGCUGCAGCAUUAGCAUCUGUUCUUUGUAUUCAGUUGGGCCCUGGAAUUGAAAGUGAAGAGAUUUUAAAAACUCUUGGACCAAUCCUAAAGAAAAUAAUUUGUGAUGGGACAGCUAGUAUCCAGGCGAGGCAAACUUGUGCAACUUGCUUUGGGGUUUGCUGUUUUAUUGCCACAGAUGAUAUUACUGAGCUGUAUUCAACUCUGGAAUGUUUGGAAAAUAUCUUCACCAAGUCUUAUCUCAAGGAGAAAGACACUAAUGUUAUUUGCAGCACCCCUAAUAUAUUGCUUCAUAUCAGCUCACUUCUCGCAUGGACGUUAUUACUGACCAUAUGCCCAAUCAGUGAAGUGAAGAAAAAGCUUGAGAUGCAUUUCCAUAAACUUCCAAGCCUCCUUUCUUGUGAUGAUGUAAACAUGAGAAUAGCUGCUGGUGAAUCUUUGGCACUUCUGUUUGAAUUGGCCAGAGGAAUGGAGAGUGACUUUUUUUAUGAAGACAUGGAAUCUUUGACUCAGAUGCUUAGGGCUUUGGCUACAGAUGGAAAUAAACACCGGGCCAAAGUGGACAAGAGAAAGCAGCGUUCAGUUUUCAGAGAUGUCCUGAGGGCGGUGGAGGAACGGGAUUUCCCAACAGAAACUGUUAAAUUUGGUCCUGAACGAAUGUAUAUUGAUUGUUGGGUCAAAAAACACACCUAUGACACCUUUAAGGAGGUUCUUGGAUCAGGGAUGCAGUACCACUUGCAGUCAAAUGAAUUCCUUCGCAAUGUAUUUGAACUGGGACCCCCGGUGAUGCUUGAUGCUGCAAUGCUUAAAACGAUGAAGAUUUCUCGUUUUGAAAGGCAUUUAUAUAACUCUGCAGCCUUCAAAGCUCGAACAAAAGCUCGAAGCAAAUGUAGAGAUAAGAGAGCAGAUGUUGGAGAAUUCUUCUAGAUUUUCAGAACUUGAAGACUAUUUUCUAAUUUCUUUUUCUUUUUUUAUUUCUUUCUCUUUUUUUGGCUACUUUUAAUGUAUUUAAACUCUAGAAACAGUUUUUAUCUUGGAUCAGCUUAGAUAACUUUUGUAGGGGGAGUUAUAUUACUUAUAAUUUAAUGUACAGUAUUGCAAAUGGUGAGUUCUGAUUAUUGAUUGUAAAUAUAAUUCAGUAAACAUGAAGAAAGUAUUUGUAAUGUUUGGUCAUAUUCUAUUUAUGAAGAGAGCAAAAAUAUGGUAUUGAUUUCAUAAUGAGAAAAAUUAUUAGCUGAGGUUUAAUUUCUUAUACUGUGGUUGUCAAAAAUACUGAUUGAUUAUAAUGAUAUAUACUCAUAAGGUAUUUAACUUAAUAUCUUAGACAAGAGUUCUGGAUACAGUUUUUGGGAGCUAGUUCCUCUGGAAAAGCUGCUAUAUUUUUAAUUUUAAAUGGAAUGUGGCUUUUAAAAUUUUGUCACUGGGAUCAAAAAAGGAAUUACACCAUGAGACCUUACAACCACACUUAAAAAGGCCAUUCAGUUCAGCUACUGGGAGUUUAUGAUGAGUUAGCAUAUGCUAGAAAGGUUGCUAACCUUAACUUCUGAGAGCAAGAACAUGGAUUCUGUCUGCUGUAUGAGACUGUGCUUUUUACUUUGAAAUAAAGAUCUUUUCACACUGAAA